UGCAGGAGCGCGGGUCUGACCUCAGGAGGACUUUGAUGGGGAGCAGAGCGCUAACAUUAGCCUUACUGGUUUUACUGGAAGAACAAAGAAUUCCCCUGCAGAAUCCCAGCGGAGCUACCGGCCGCUCUCCACUGCUCCCAGCACCUGCUCUCAGUCUGCGAGGAACACCAGCACACACAGGUUUAUGGCAAAGUUUCUGGCCGAGCUGCUGGGAUGUACUCUACCAGAGAAGGGCUCCAGCCCCAUGUUCGAGUGCAGGAGUCAGCCCCACAUCGGACUGAGGCACGUCUCCAAACAGCGGCCCACCAUCUUUGGGACGCUGACUGAAAAGGCACUAUGUGACCACAACUCGGACAAGAUGCCUCAGACACCACCGUUUCCGGGGAUGUUUGGGUCCAGUGGCUACAACAAGAACCUGUACCAGACAAAAGAGGAGGACUAUGGGGGGCUGUAUUACCAUGAGAACAACCUUGUGUCCGGUUCUCUGGAGGCCCUUAUUCAGCACCUAGUCCCGUCUGUGGCCUACUACCCUGAUAGGACAUACAUCUUCACAUUCUUGCUCAGUUCCCGGCUCUUUAUCCACCCAUAUGAGCUCAUGUCCAAAGUGUGCCACUUGUGUGUGGACCAUCAGAGACUCAGUGACCCUCAGGCAGACAAGGUGAGAAUCAGGAAAAUUGCACCCAAGAUCCUGCAGCUGUUGACAGAGUGGACUGAGACAUUUCCUUAUGACUUCCGGGAUGAAAGGAUGAUGAGGAGUCUGAAGGAACUCACGCAUCGGCUUGGCACCGGGGAUGAGCUUUAUCGGAAAACAGUGCAGCAGAUGACGCAAGCGCUGAUACGCAAGCUCACCGCAGUCAGUCAGUAUGAAGAAGCCCUGGCGAAGAUCAACUCCACAGCGACUGACAGGCUAACAGUUUUGAAAACCAAGCCACAGUCCAUCCAGAGGGACAUCCUAACCAUCUGUAGUGACCCUUUCACCCUGGCUCAACAACUCACACACAUUGAGCUGGAGCGACUCAGUUACAUAGGACCUGAAGAAUUUGUCCAGGCAUUUGUACAGAAAGACCCUCUAGACAAUGAGAAGAGCCGUUUCAGCGAUCGCAAGAAAGCCAGCAACCUGGAGGCGUACGUGGAGUGGUUCAACAGACUCAGCUACCUGGUAGCCACAGAGAUCUGCAUGCCGGUGAAGAAAAAGCAUCGGGCCAGAGUCAUUGAGUUUUUCAUCGACGUGGCGCGAGAGUGCUUCAACAUUGGCAACUUCAACUCUCUCAUGGCCAUCAUUUCUGGCAUGAAUAUGAGUCCUGUGUCGCGGCUAAAGAAGACUUGGGGAAAAGUGAAGACUGCCAAGUUUGAUAUUCUGGAGCACCAGAUGGACCCAUCCAGCAACUUCUACAACUACAGGACAGCGCUACGUGGGGCCACUCAGAGAUCUAUUACUGCUCACACCAGUAGAGAGAAGAUUGUCAUUCCUUUCUUCAGUCUCUUAAUCAAAGACAUCUACUUCCUCAAUGAAGGAUGCUCCAACCGGCUCCCGAAUGGACACGUCAAUUUCGAGAAAUUCUGGGAGCUGGCCAAGCAGGUGAGCGAGUUCAUGACCUGGAAGAAGGUGGAGUGUCCCUUCGAGAAGGACCGCAAGAUCCUGCAGUACCUCCUGACUGCUCCUGUCUUCAGUGAGGAUGCUCUGUACCUGGCAUCCUACGAGAGCGAGGGACCUGAAAACAACAUGGAGAAGGACAGAUGGAAAUCUCUCAGGUCUUCUCUGCUGAACAGGACGUAGUUCCCUUUUUGAAGAAACCAAGUCAAUGAAGAGUAGAGCUUCUGGAAAGCCAGCUAUGAACCCCCUUUAUCCCCUCGGAAAGUGAGAAGUAUCCCUGUUUUUGAAGGGAAACGACAAUCUCUACUUCGCUGGAACGGAUUCUUUCUUUUCUAAGAGAGGAGCGCCUUUCUAUAAGACGAUGAGUGAUCUGCUGCUGCUCCUACUGGAUAUUUCAGAACAGCUUUUUGUACAGCUCAUCUCUUUGUACAAAAGACUUUGUACCCUUUAUUUUCCUUAAAACCUUCGUAGGACUUGUUGUUUUGAUGGGAGAGGAACAGUGCAGGGUUGUUGAUGUUCCUCGGCUGCGGUCGUCUUAUGAUUCCUUCGAGAGGGAUUCAGACACAUGCUUUUGAACCACCUCCUGACUUUUCUUUCCUUUUUUUUUCUUUUUUGCAAACCCUGUUUUCUCCUCUUUACGCAAACAGCACGGGUUAGCUGCUGGUUGGCUAACUUGAAUAGUGCAGAAAAGAAAAUAAAACAUAUUAAAACCAGCAUUGUGUACUACUGGCUGCCAGUACUGUACAUUGUACAAGUAAAAAAGUAUAUACUUUAGCAUUAUUUGCAUUAAUUUAAGUACAGAUUUAUUUUUUCCUUAUUAUUGUUAUGGUUGUGUUUGUUGAUAUUGUUUUUUUAUACAUAUGAGAUGUGUGUGUGUGUAGUGUUUCUCUUACAUGUGUGAGUGACUGUUGAGUGGACGAGAGAAGCUCGUCAAGGUUUGCUGGAUGGGUGCACUGGGUGCAUCUGAGAAUAAAGAUGUCAUUUACGAUUAUUGUGAUAUCCUGAUACCAUGUUCAUUUUUGCCUUUUCAUCUGUUGUCCCUACCUUCAGAGCGCUUACCAUGUUCGUGUGGACCGUUGAAGGUGCUACAUUCCCUGUAAUAAACAGUGUUAUAAUCAGAAAUACCACGUUCCACUUUAUGAUAUGAAGUAGAUACAGUACAGGUUUGAAGUCUGAGGGAGGCACUGAAACACAUUGCUACUGUCCACCCAAUGUACUACUUCUACAACGAUGCUAUAUCGCCACCUGGUGACUAUUAAAGAGAAUACACAACUGAUGUGGCAGACAGUAGUUUGAAAGACGCAGUUUGGAAGUUUCUCGACUGUCCUGCACCUUUUAGUGCAUUCCCCUGUGAACCACCUGAUCCAAAAAGCACUAAAAUGUGCUGGACAGUGGGCCUCGAGGUCCAAGAUUAGAAAGAGAAACACAGAAGGAUUUAAAAGAAUCAUAUCAUGCUGCACAGCUACAUGAAGCUUUUCCACAUUUAAACACGUAAAAGUCUAGAAGAUUCAACUUCAUUAUAUUGUUGUUAUUAUUCUAAUUAUUAUUAUGUUAUAGUUUUUACAGUGUUUCGUGUUCCUCCCUAAACAAAAAAAACCUGUGUUGUCAUUUUCUGUACAUUUUCAGUGAUUAUACACAUUUUGUUACUUUUUUGUUGUUGUAUAUUAUUUGUACUAGGUACAUAACAUAUUUUAUAGCUACCAGAUAUUUCCCUAAACUAAUAUUUCAUAUUUAUAAAACUUUGUACGAGACUAGUUUUCAGGGCACUAGCGCACAAUAUGACGUUAACAGUGAAGAUUGACUGAUGUCUAAGUGUGCCCUGCUGUUUCUUUUGCUUACACUAAAUUUUUCCACAGAGGUUAUUAUUGUGUUUUCUCUCCCCUGUGUACAUUGCUAUGUAUUUUGACUGUUCUGAUGGAUUAGAGAGCCUCUGAAAUAGCUGUGGUAUAGGACGAAAAACUAUUCAAUUAAAGAACACGUAUGUAAA
Messenger RNA from Astyanax mexicanus (Mexican tetra), 3581 nucleotides. RefSeq names its product RasGEF domain family, member 1Ba (gene rasgef1ba). Gene Ontology annotation, molecular function: guanyl-nucleotide exchange factor activity. The transcript is spliced from 16 exons. Gene Ontology annotation, cellular component: plasma membrane. The record is from RefSeq and is a predicted model, not a curated record. Bases 185 to 1777 code for a protein of 530 amino acids. NCBI's taxonomy places the organism in Eukaryota, Metazoa, Chordata, Actinopteri, Characiformes, Acestrorhamphidae. Gene Ontology annotation, biological process: positive regulation of GTPase activity; Ras protein signal transduction.